AUGAAUCCCCACACCGAGCUGGUGAGCUGCCUGCGGGCAGCCUGGCUCUCGGGGAAGACGCGGCCCAUGGAGUACCGCGUGGCCCAGCUGGAGGCCCUGGGACGUUUCUUGGAUGAGAAGAAGCAGGACAUCUUGGAGGCCACCGCCUCGGACAUGGGCAAGCCACCCUUUGAAGUGGAGCUCUCCGAGAUCUCCAUCUGCAGGAGCGAGCUCAACCACGCACUCAACAACCUGGGCACCUGGAUGAAGGAUGAGCACGUGGAGAAGAACUGGGCGACGCAGCUGGACUCGGCCUUCAUCCGCAAGGACCCGUACGGGGUGGUGCUCAUCAUCGGGCCCUGGAACUACCCCAUCAACCUCCUCCUGGUGCCCCUCAUCGGGGCCAUCGCCGCUGGUAACUGUGUUGCCAUGAAACCCUCCGAGAUCAGCAGGAAUGUGGAGAGGUUAGUGGCCGAGACGCUGCCCAGGUACCUAGACAAGGACUGCUUUGCCGUGGUGACCGCCAGCAUGGAAGAAAUCACCAGACUGCUGGAGAACAAGUUUGACUACAUCUUCUUCACCGGCAGCCCCUCCGUGGGGAGGAUCGUGAUGACAGCCGCUGCCAAGCACCUGACGCCCGUGACGCUGGAGCUGGGGGGCAAGAACCCCUGCUACGUGUCCGACACCUGCGACGUGCAGAAUGUGGCCCGGUGGGUGGCCUGGGGCCGCUUCUUCAACGCGGGGCAGACCUGCAUCGCGCCCGACUACGUGCUGUGCAGCGUGGAGAUGCGGGAGAAGCUGCUGCCCGCCCUGCGUAAGGCCAUCACUGAUUUUUAUGGCUCCAACCCUCGGGAGUCCCCCGACUUCGGCCGCAUCGUGGGGGACAAGCAGUUCCGGCGGGUGCAGGCUCUGCUGCGCAGCGGGCUUGUGGUCAUUGGAGGACAGACGGACGCAGAGGCGCGCUACAUCGCCCCCACGGUGCUGGUGGACGUGCAGCAGGAUGACCCCGUCAUGCAGGAGGAGAUCUUCGGGCCCAUCCUGCCCAUCCUCACGGUGGCCAGCGUGGAUGACGCCAUUGCCUUCAUUAACGCCCGGGAGCGGCCGCUGGCCCUCUACGUCUUCUCCUCCUGCAAGAAGGUGGUGAACCGGGUGCUGGAGCGGACGAGCAGCGGCGGCUUCUGUGCCAAUGACACCAUCAUGCACAUGACGCUCACCACCCUGCCCUUCAGAGGCAUCGGGCAGGGCGGUUUAGGCCGCUAUCACGGCCGCUUCAGCUUCGAGACCUUCUCGCACCCGCGAUCCACGUUGCUCCGCGGGGUCGGCCGGGAGGCCCUCAACGCCCCACGCUACCCACCCUACGCCCCCAGCCGCCUCCCGCUGCUCCGCGCCACCACCGAGACCAAGCGCCUCGCCGCCGCAAUAAACGUCUACUUCCGCUUCCGCCUACGCUUCGAGCCCGCCCCGCCGUCUCACGCCCGACCAAUCGCCGCGCCGCUCCGCCGCCGCCCCGCCCAAUCCACGAAUCUCCUCCCCAUCUUCCCCCCACCCUCCCUUCCCCAGCGGCCUCCGACCAAUCGAAAACGAGUCUGGCGCCGUCUGCCCCGCCCUCCCUCCCCCUAG
Messenger RNA from Grus americana (Whooping crane), 1599 nucleotides. Its product is annotated as aldehyde dehydrogenase family 3 member B1-like. Gene Ontology annotation, cellular component: cytoplasm. Lineage: Eukaryota; Metazoa; Chordata; Aves; Gruiformes; Gruidae. The transcript is spliced from 9 exons. Gene Ontology annotation, biological process: aldehyde metabolic process. The record is from RefSeq and is a predicted model, not a curated record. Bases 1 to 1599 code for a protein of 532 amino acids. Gene Ontology annotation, molecular function: aldehyde dehydrogenase (NAD+) activity.